UCUAAACGCUUCGAAAAUACCGCAAACAGCAAACCCGUUUGAACUGUCAUCGCGAACGGUUGUGUUUCGUUUGCGCAUUUUUUUGUUGGUAUCACUUCACGACUCUCCGCGAAGGACUGGGCCGUGUUGUGUUGUUCGCGAAAUUCCGUUGCCCUGGAGACUCCUGGUGCAGUGUAGAGGUAUUGGAAGGAGCCCGAACUAAAAAAAACUCAGGUGUGUCUGUUUGUGCUGGUACACUUAACGCAUACAGCCGAGAGUCGAGUGAAACGGUGUGAGCAAGCCCAAGUGUUGUCUCCAUCGGCUGUAGCUAUAGUACAGGGCCAGCGCCAGCAGAGGUGGAUUAGCGGUGUGUGCGUCCACUCGGACAGGCUAGACUUGAUCAGCGAGAAACAACAAACAGAUAGUACAGGUAUCUCGGGCAGGUCGCGACGUUUGCUAGCUGUGAGUUUGCUUGCGUGCAUUAAUUUUUGUGCGCUGUUGAGCAACAUCGGUGUGGUGUGUGUUGCCACGGUCAGAGUUUAUAUGGCAAAACAGAGCCUUUGUGGGUGAAGAAGACAUUGUGCAAAUAACAAUCGAAACGAACAAGAAUCAUUGUGUUGGAUUCCAAAUUAGGCCCUUGAAGUCACUAAACGUACAAUCGAUUAAUCGUUUCCAGUUCUUGAAAUGUCAAAUGAUUGCUGCGGGUAGUGUUAGUGUCAGAAAUAUCACGAACAGUGUUGUUCCGGGUUUACUGGGCAGGACGGAAAGUCUGGUGGAGGAAAUCAAACUUGGUGACCCACUAGGAGAACCAAGACGCCUACUGAGAGUGACCUAUUAGAACUUGAAGCAAGCAAAUCACGAGGUUCGAUGUUAGAAGCGACGAACGUGAGUUCUGCGUGGGUGGACUAUCAGCUGAAUAUCGCAGUGUACAUAUAAGCAAAUAAACAUCGGUUUCCUAUCAACACUAAUACCUGAUGAGGGAGCAUUGGACUCGAGGUUCGGUAGGCAGUUGACGAACGGAUGUAGAGCCGUAAACAAAGAGUGUUGUGUUUUUCUGCAAUAACGUAAACUUGCGUAAAUUGUGACGAUCCAAAACAGGCGAAUGUGGUGCUAGUCUGUGACUGACCGAGUGAAGUCGAAAACAAAACGUAAAUAAAUAUUUGUACAAUUAAUCAUUGGAUGGUGCUACUAUUUGUGUUGAGUUUGAAUACUCCAUUCAUUACUGCUAUUGCCAAGAGUCCAACCAGUUAAAUAGUGUGGGUACGUAUGAAACUUCGUACGUAACAAUCCAGUAUUGAAAGUCAGAGGAAUAAUUGACAGAGAGUACAACCAGCCCAUAAAGUGAAGGCUCAGUAUCGAACAGCCCCGUGUGGUGUGUUUUAUAAAGUCAACACGGUUAAAUAUUGUUCCAGGGCAGCUAGUGUGUGUGUUUUGUUUUUGGCGAGUCGCUGUGGUUUAUUUUGGUAGCCCAAACUCUGCGGUAUUUCGCGCGUCGAACUUUUGAUCGUAGCAGAACAUUGCCAGCCUAGGACCGUUUCUGAGCACAACCACACGCCACAGUAAUGACGUUUGCCGGCACCACAAUUGACCGGUGAAAAUACACCGUAAAACUGAUCAGCUAAACAAAGCCGUGAUGAGGCAGAGUUCAAAGCGAUGACCGAAAGUACCGGUUAACAUAACCAAUCACCAUAUCUCUUCAUGAAAUAACCAUCGGCGUCCAGGCCACAGUAGUAUAUAGCAUCUUCCACUUUCUAAGACAAACUGUCAAAACCAUAAUCAUCAUCACCUCCAACCUCAUGUUCAUGCUCGGAUCGACGUGUUGAUAAGCACUCAACCAUGAAACGGCGGCAACAUCAGCGAUGCUAUGCGCAAAAAUCUUUGGCCCCCUUUCGGUCGCAACUCGGCGGUGGUUGGGUCGGGCUCAUUAUGACCACCCUGACAGCACUGGUGGCGCUUAAUCUGCUUCUCGCCGUCGAAGGAGGUCUAAUUGCCAAAAGACAGACGACGGUGGAAACAACCACCACUGCGCCCAAGGUGGAGGAUUUUUUCACGGUGGUGCCCACCAGUCACUCGGAGUUGGGAAUCGAAAAUAAGUCACUACCGCUGGAAGUAGACUUCGGUGAUGGCAAAGAAGAACCAUCGGAAGGAGCAAUUAUAACUGAAAGACCAGCAUCAUCGGAAUCGGAAUCGGAGUCAGUUACCUCUCCGGCAGUUGGUUCUACUCGUUCGGAAGCGCCAACAACCGUACUAGCACCAACUAAAAGUGCAUCGAUAGCGCCACCGUCGGCCGUUGAAGGACGAUCCGGCCGAUUACUUGUACAAGCCGAUCCUACGGAUGUACCGGUGAGCAACACAACCAACACCCUGUUGGUGAGCCAGCUCAGCGCACGGAUAAUCAAGAAUGCUUCAGCUAGGGCUGUGUCGGAACCGACGGCUGAGUUGGUCGAAGCAACUGGCGAAACAAUGACGACCAUCGCAAGCAUAGCCGAUGAGCAGCCGGAUGCGACAGUUGUGUCCAAGCUAGAUUCCGGUUCCGGCGAAAGCCCGGAGGCAGGACAGGCACUGCAGGCGGUUGCUGAGCUAAAAGCCCCCGAAGAGGAAGAGGAUGAGGACAGUGUGCCUCAGUUUGACUUGAAUAGAUACAUCUCCCCAUCAAACUACUCCCAUGGUGGCAUCUCGCUUGGGGAAUCCCGUUCCGCACGGGAACAAUUCUUCGCGGAACAAUCCGCUGAAGUCACGACGGAGCUUCCGGCUGGCAUUUGGGAAGCAACCACCACCCUGGAAUCGCUUGUAUUCGAGGAAAAGGCAACCGAACUACCGGUGGCGGCGGCGGCGAUAGCCGAAACGAACGAGAUUGUCGUUCCUGAUUCCCCGGUCAUCGGAGGCCAAAACCAUACGGUGGAAAGUAACCGAACGGUACGGUUGGACCGUUCCGAGGUGGAGAGCACCGAUUACGAGGUAGUUUCUAACGAGGUGCGAAACCAAACCGGUGGGUUGACUACGAAGGGGAAGAAAGGUAAGUUUUUGGAUCAGUUUGGGGCGACCGAGGAUAAUGACAUCAAUGGAGCUGCGUGGGCUUUGGCCGGUAUGCGGAUUGUUGAGCGAACGUCUAGUAAAACCGGACAGUCGGCUGCGGAAGCCGUGGAGGUAGUACGCGAUGAUAACGAGAAUGUGGUUGCAAAUAACACACUGAAGCAGUUGAUGGACUGGGCUAUGAUUGUUCAGGAUGCUGACUUUGCCAACGGUUCAUAUGUGAGACCAACCAGUGGAGAAGUGGAUCUCAAGGCCGAACUGAUUGACCGGCGGAAGUACGCAAAUAAGACUUCAGGAAACUUUGAUGCUUUGAGUGAGGAGAACAGACUCACUUCUGCUGUAACAGAGGUAAUCCCGGAAGCGACCACAGAAUUAGUAACAGAAGCGCCCAAAGUGAAUGUUGCUGUCAUUACGACUUCUACAACUCCUGCAGCAGAGGUUGAUGAACUUGAAGACUUCAAGUUUGAAGAGCGUGAUAAGAUCACAAUCGAAACUACGAAACGGCCAGAAUUAACAAAUUUCAUCCAUGAAACAACUACAGCUUUCAACGUCAGGGUAGCUCCGGUCGUGACAACGAUGAGACCCACCCGUGGAUAUGAAGUCAGCGAAAAUGUAGACGAAAACCAAAAGUUCGCUCUCCCUAGACGUACAACUCCUGGCAAGAUCGAGGCUAGCACUACCUUGGAAGAUAUUCCUGUGACCACUUAUUCGCCAGUGUCUCCGAUAAUGAAACGAAUAGAAACAACAACAGAAUCUAUGAUGGUUACGAGAUUCGAGUCCAUGCGUACCAGGGGUCGAAGACCUAUGAAGAGUACUACAACCACCACCACAACCACGACCACUUCUACUACUACUCCGGCACCGAUUACAACCACUACGGCUAGACCUGAAGAGGAAACAGUACCUCCAAUGACAACUACAGUGGCAAAAAUCACCACCACAAUAGCUUCAGUAACAACUACCGAAGAUAAUGUACCACUGCUCAACGAACUUACCAACAGGGCUAGUAACGAACAGGACAACUCUUCACCAGAAGUGGAUCCGAAUGCUUUGAUUCAAACCAACAACGAAAUAAUCAUGACAACAUCUACCGCCGCUCCAACUACGCAAAACAUUCGUAGGGUUACCGAUACCAUCAUCCCGCAACAAUCCACCAUUGUACCGACGGUGGUAGAGCUUCGCCCAGCUGCGGAGACAACCAACAAAGUCGAUCUAGCCGCCGAACCAACCGUAUCGGCUGAAGUGCUCACAAAUCGUAACCAACCGGUUUUGAUAGACGAAAAAAAUGUCUACGAUACCGUUCCGGAAAACACCGAUAGCCCGAUCCCAGAGCCGGAACCAACGGCUUCACCCGAACCGGAUGGCACUGCUGAACCAAGCACCUCAACGCGUCGAUCAAUCAGUCGCCUGUCAACCACCACCGAUUUGUCGGAAGAUGAAUCAGUCACCGAGGAAGACUACGUCGAGGUGAACUCUUCGGCGGCCAGCAACAAUGUGCCAUCCGUGUCGUCGUCGAACUCGCCUCUCGAUCAGGGACCAACCGAUCAAGUACCACCCGAGGCCGAAGAAGAGGAAGGAGGAAGUGGUGUUGUUGUUGCCGUCGUUGCAAGCCUUCUAAGUGUGGCACUGUUGCUGUUACUGGUUGCGGCGUAUUUGUACUAUCCGCAAUUACAGGUGCUACUUCGCAAACGGCAAGCUCAGGUUUCCUACGGACAGCGCUGCCGCCCGGUGGGACUCGAUGCCUACAGUCUGGACAACGUGUCCGUCUACAACAGUGUACGGCGGAAGGGUAACACGAUGCGCAUGUCGAAACGAUCGUACGGGAACUCGGCCUUUGAGGAUCCCGGACUGAAAACGAAUCCACUUACGGUGGCUGAGCUGGCCAAUAUCAUCCAGAACAAAACUGCCAUGUACGACGAAUUCAAGGAAAUCCCGAACGUAACGGCACGGGCCGACGAGGUGCCGGACGGAUGCGAAGACAAGAAUCGAUACGCAAAUGUAGUACCACUGCCGGAAACGAGAGUGCAUUUGAAACGCAUCAACGAUGACGAGAAAACGGAGUACAUCAAUGCGAACUUUGUCAAGGGACCGAAAGACUCCAGCAACUACUACAUCGCCUGCCAGGCUCCGAUGGAGAACACCAUCAACGAUUUUUGGCGCAUGAUCUGGGAGCAGAACUCCAAGGUCAUCAUCAUGGCCACCGAUCUGAGCGAGAAUGGUGUCGAGAAGUGCGCCGAAUAUCUGCCUCCCUCGGUCGUACUGGACAACAAUCGGACCUUCGGUGAUUUCCAGCUUACGCUGAAGAACCGCGAGAACAAGGAAAAGUACACCAUCUCAACCGUGCAUCUGCGUAACACGCAAACGAACACCUGGCGGGAGAUCAUGCACUUCUGGUAUCAGUGGCCGGAUACCGGCGUACCCAUCGAUGAGUCCUCCAUCAUCGCGAUGCUAUUGGAGGCUCGCAGCUAUUCCCGUCUGGCACCGGACGAGAUGGCCGAUGCACCGGUCGGAAUCACCAGCAUCGCUGAAGAGGACGGUACCGAAAGUGACAAUCCGCCGACGCCAACGGCGGCAGGCAACGGUAGUGCCACGGAUUCUAGUGUAGUAGCGGUAGGUAGCAAUAGUGUAGAUAGCUCGAACAACAACAAAUCGACGACGACGACGGACAGCGGAGCGCCCAACAGCAUCGUGUCCAACGGGGGAACGAUGGAUAAGCACAAGUCGCUGCAGCGAACACAGGGACCGAUAACGGUGCAUUGUUCGCCUGGAACGGGCCGCACCGGAACGAUUGUCGCGUGCGACGUGGCACUGCGAGCUGUCGAGAUUCCGCCGCGGACUGUUGAUAUUCCGCAUAUCGUAUAUUACGUACGGCGGGGCCGAGCUAGUGCCGUGAGAACGCGGGAACAGUACGAGCUGAUCUACAGGGUUGCCAACGUUUACGCUACCAAGCUAACGGGGCCGACGAUAGAAACAUGAGAACGACUCAUUUAAAAUCAAGUAUUGUGAGUACAUUCGAAAAGAAAAACCGCUUUGCUGAACACACUACACAAACAAACAAAAAACAAGGUCCGAACGACGAAAGUGCAAUCAAAUAGUUUAAACUCAAGCAAACGGCAAGCGGAAACACUCAUAGCCGAUACCUACAUACACCAAAAAAACGGCAAACCCGUAAUGUAUUGUGAGCAAAGAAAACAAAGCAGGAACAAUUAGCGAGGCUUCUCCGUAGUAUCCAGCAGUCGGAUGUCUGCUAGUAGUAGGAGACUAUCAAAUCUAGAGAUUUCAACUGGUCUACCAGUCUGGUUUCCGUCCUAUGCAGGCUUUCUAUUUUUGGAAUGGCAUCGAGGUCCGGAAGUCGAUUGGAAUCGGGGCGUUGGGUUUCAUUUAAGGGCGAUAGAAACGGCUAUCAAGCGGUAAGCUUUUGUCGCAGGUUUGGGUCAUUUGGCAUGAUUUCUAAGUGAGGCUUAUUCGGCAUAUUCUCGAAUGGUGCUCAGGGUGCUGGUCAUUUGGUAUAACGGACAUUUUGGAAUAAUUACCAACGCAUUUUAUUUAAACUGGAUUUGCGAUCCUUAUUAUUUCGGAUACAACAGGAUAGGAACGGCGAGAAAUCAGGAGGUUUUCCUUUGUUAAAUGGAUUCGAAAUCAUUUAAAACCUCAAGGCUCAAAUGGGUGCAUGCAAAGUUUAAAAAAGAAUUUAUCGCUUCUUCCAGUAGCUCCGCGUGGAACCCCCAUCUUGAACAGUCAUCUUGAACCGUCGUCACUUCUGGCAGCAAACCGGAGUAAACAGGAGCAAAUUUUUGUUUGCUCCUAUUUAGUCUGGAGUAUUUAAAACAUCGUGUGUACUGUGCGAUGAAGAAGUGAUCGUUGUGUCGAAAAACUGUUCUUGUUCUUCUUCUGCUUCUAGUUAUUUCCCGUCGGUCUAUUUCCGCUAUAAGGCCAACCACCGAUACCCGAGAGAUGACUCCACUAUCUCGACUAGAUAUCGACCCAUCAACUCAACCAUCGGCUUUACUUCCCUACCGAAGAAAGGCGUAACAACAGAUUAUAUUCACCUCAGAAAUAUUUCAACGAUCUCGGCUGGGAUUGAACCCAAACCAAUUGAGGUGAGUGGCGGUCACGCUUAUCACUCAACCACCGGCGCCGUCACUGCUCUCGUUCGGUACGUUAUGCGUUUCCCGACACGUGGCACACACAUUGCACAGCGUGACGUUAUUUAUGCGAAAAGCCGCAGUAUCUUCUCCCUGGAUCGUAUUGAGAGAAGGAAUGUUCUUCUUCACCAGCAUCCGGCGCAACACGAACACCGGUCUUCAGGCCUUCAAAAGCACCGUUACGCUUGUACCAUAGGAGGUCACGAACAUUGAAAACCUCACCGUACUCGAAGAGAAAAGCAGAAAUUGGUUCGUUGGUGUCAUCUUCGGGAAGCUCAAUUUGCACCUCCACCGCUCCGUCCUCCAUCGUUAUCCUUAGCGCUUGUACGAUUUUUCGCCGAGAACGAACUCGUGUUUGCUGUCGUGUUCUUCCACGAUUUUCUCAACCAUGGCAAGCCAUGGUUGUUGACCUCUACAUCCUAGUCUCCUGCUUAGCUGGAUUUGUAGUAUGUUUUCGCACUUGAGACUUCUUUCCCAAUUAAUUUUAGAAUCACGUCAUGGGAAAGGUGGUUCGAAAACUGAGAGUAGUCCACGCGGAAUGUAUUUUCCCGCUUCGCAGAGAAACAUAGUCGCGUCGUUUGCAAACAAUGUUUUUGAAAGUACCGAUGAAAAAUAAGCAAAAAAAAAACGUAUUGACUUAUUUGACAUCUAGGACACCAACACAGUAGUACUGUGUAUAGACAACAUACAUAUAACGCGAUGUUUUCAAUUCUCCAUCUGAUACCCCUAUGUUUUAGUAAGCCGGACAAACGAGUGGAUUCACUUGCUUCCGUCGGUGGGUUGACGGUCUCCUCGCCCGGUGGAUCCUCAGCCGCUUUACUAGGCCUCGAUUAUGCGGCUAAGCGGCAUCGCACUGGUAUACCUUAAAUAGAGGUUCCUGGAGUGUAUCGAUUCCCUAAAAUUGAAUCUAGGAAAUGCAAAUUUUCUAGCAACGCUCCAGCACCCCGUUGAACUCUAACGGUUUCGCCACCUGGGCGUUAGGUUGACACUACAGAAUGAACUUGGUUUACAUUCCUAAAGCGCAUCGGAUUGUUACCGGAACCCAGUAAAGUUCAACCAGAAAUGAGCCGGAAUUCUGGCUGGUUCUAAUGCGUAUUCCGACUUUAGUGACACAACCGAUUCUAACUAGAAUCGAUUGGCACUGGAACCGGAAUACUAAUUAGAACCAGCCAGCAUUGGGAAGUUCCCCUAAAAUUUAAUCAGGGAAAUAAAAAAAUUCUGGCUUCGCUUCAGCACCCCGUUGAACUCCAAAGAUUUCGCCACCUGGGCGCCAGUUUGACGCUAUGGAAUAAAUUUUCUUUACUUUCGACAAAUUUUGAUUCGGGGCAACAACAUCCAGCCGUACACCACCUUCGGUUGUAACUCUCUUUCUUUCAAUUUGAUCAUUGAAUGAAGAAUAAAAUUAUCCUUUUAUUUCUUAAACCGAUAGAGCUCAUCUUUCUAAAUAUAACAAUGUAUAUGUUCAACCUUUAAAAGUUCAGAAUGAAUUUCAAACGAUUUUCUAAGAAAAUGUAAACAUGUGCUCGUUUGACACGAGGGUCUGCCCCAAAGGGAAAAAGAGCGUUUCCGGAUAAGAAUAAGAAGAGUGGAAGAUUUGACAAACGCAAAACAGAUUCAAGAUAAUCUGCAUAAGGUGCAUGCAUGUGUGUACAAUAAUAUUUUUGAAGGCAAACGCUUUGAGAGGCUGAAAGCACUAGUUUCUAUAUUCAAAACAUUGUUUUAAUUAAUUUCGUUUUUAUCAACCUCUUUUUUGCGAAGUGAAUCAGUAUUUACGCAAUGUCCAUCUUGCCAAUCGUAAAACCAAAACUCUUGCUUUACGUAUGCCUGUACCUUAUCUGGUACCAUCUUGGGUUUUCACGUCAUUUGCAGUUUGACAAGACCAUAAUUUGAUGUUGGAACAGUCUAUCCCUGAGAAUGAUCAUAGGAAGGGCAAUCCCUCGGUUUGACACUACCGAUCUUCCUAGCCACGUGGGUUAGCUUUUCUGACAGUUAUCACAGCAAAAUGAUAGGGAUCAAGGUAGUUCAAUGGAAGGUGUAGUCGUGAUAAUUCAAUUUUAUAAAAUCUCUUAUUUAAUUUGCAAACAAAGUUCGAUUACGUAUAUUUACCGUUAGCUGCAUCGGAAAAAUUCAAAUGCCUUCUACCAGCUUUGAAAAUGUCUAGAGUUCUUUGCAAAUCAUUUCACACACACUACUUGAGAAGUUUGUUUUUCUCCAGCUGUCAUAUGUAAAACUGUCAGGCAACUUAAACUUUGAAACAGGUGUUGAAAUGCUCUGUAUUGCUGUAAAACUUAUUACGGAAACGCACAAUACCAGUUGGUCAGGUUCUAUCAAUCCGAUCCAAUCCGACUGAAAAUCUAUUUUCGAUUUGUUUUUCUCCACCUAUAGACCUUUCUACGGCUCGUGUGCGUACAUGUCGCAUGACACAACUACUACAUCACUAGCUGGUGGAAAACAAUAAACAAAGACGGCAAAUGUAAAUUAGGUUCUUUACUGACACAGUUAACCUCACUUUUCUUGACAGUUCACUAGUACUGUUUACAUGGACGUAAAAAAAUUUGGCGGACGACUAGAUUCGCUCGAAGCAAAUUGCGUUGCGUUGCGUUGCGUUGCGUUGUGACGAUGAUUUUGGCGGAUUGCACACUGACUUCAUCAUGUUUGACUGCUGAUUAUCUAAUAAGAGUUGCUUAGGAAGUGGUAAGUAGGAAUUCAUACCAAUCCGACCCAUAUUAAAACCUCAACAGCAUGAUAGCCAUCAUUGCCGGCCGCCCCCAUCUCCAUCGUUCACGGGGAAGGAUAAAGGAUAAGGUAGACGGGAAGUGUUGAUGCUCCACCUACUUAACGGAAGGACGACGAUUCAUCAGACUCUUCCAUAGGUGUCGCGGAGUUGGUGGUUUGGAAGGGUAUCAGGUCUAGGAUUCGCUCCAAGCAAACGAUGCGACCUGUAAAGCAUAUUUUAUUAGGUAGUUGUUUAGUUAGUCUUCGAGUGCACGAUCACUCGAAAAAGAGAUGAUCUUGUUUAGUUUUUGGUUAUUUUUAAACUCUGGGCAGCCGGCUACCGAGAGUAUACUAUGUUCCCUAAACAAAAACAAUUUGAACUCCACACAGCCGAUCGUGGGAGUAUUGCCUGGAAAAGCUAAUCUUAUCUGCAUAAUGGGCCGGAUCACUAUUUAUUGCAACAGUAUUUGGACAGAACUCGCUACUUCUUCUCUACGAUAUAUUUAUUGGCUUGAAAACUACCAAGUGACAGCAUAUUAUACUGGCAAAAAUAGCGCGAGAUGUUAUAAAUCAAGGAAAGUAUUUUUUAUUUUCCAUACCGGAUUGUUUGUGGAAUACAAGUAUACGGGCGAUAAAACCGAACACUGAAGGGAAAUAUAAAGGAUUGUUAACCUGAUGCACGGGCUUGUUAGCAAUAACGGAGCUUUAAAUUAGGUUCAUAAAAACAGACGCGGCGAAUUUUCAAUACGUAUUGACCCGUGUUCAUAGAUACUAGUCAGAUUAGUCGUAUUGGGGCUAAUUUCCGAUCAACUAUUCAUUUUUACGGCAAUGUUUUCUCGACUAGAUCUGUUCGCACCCUCUCAUUCUGUUCGCACCCUCUCAUUCUGCGGUCUAAGGACCAAAUGUCAUCAAUAGACUUAGACUCGCGUGGAGGCAUGAGAUAGGAAACUUGUAAGAAUUUUGCUAUCCCACCGUUUGACUACCAGAAUGGAUGGGAGAACAGUAAUACUAGCAAAUACCGACUACCAUAAGAGCGGUGCAAAUUUGAACGAGUGACGUAGAGUACUGCACUGAAAAAAGGACCAGGAGUGCGAUUUUACGAAGUUUUAGCUUCCGAUGGCCCUACAUUUUCUGACAAAGUGAAGUUCUUGAAUGUUGAGAUUUUUAUUACUGUUUAGAAAAGCAACAGUAUCAUAAAGCUAGUGUCAGGCCUUCAUGAGACCUCAAGAAGUCACUUUUGGAGGUAUUCGUAAAUGUAGAUUUGUCGGUAGACGGUUUCAAAUAUAAUAGAAAAAUACCUAAUUUAACACAACUACAGAUCACUUGCAACAUAAAAAGCUUUUUGUGAAAUUCGACAGCUCCAUCUUAGGCCAAUUCAAUAAAUUUCCUACAUGAAAGUUUCCAUUUUUUAAAAACGGUUUUUAAACCAAAGCUUUGGAAGUUAAACCUUGGCGUGGAAGUGCCGGUAUAUUAAUAUAUUCUGUUACUUAGUGUAGAAUUAGAUUUCGUCAUUUACGGCUAAUAUACAACCGCCAGAAGAAACUUAAAACGUUGGUACACAAUCAAGAAAGGCGAAUCAGAAAAGGUGAGUAUAUGUCAGUGAUUCACUAAAUACAGACUGGAAAGAGGGUAAUAUGGAAAACCUUAAGGUCCGUCCAGAUUAAGUCUUCGGUACGGAGCAAAACCUCGGCCUAGGAACUCCUAGCAUGUUGUUAGUCGCCUCUUACGACAUGGGAGCAGUUCCCAGAGGUUCUAUUCUUGGUUGAAAUAGUGCAAAAAGAUUUCAGCCCGCCGGACACCACACGGCUUUAGAUUCGCUCGAAGCAAAUUGCAAAGAAUUUUUCAAAGUCCAUGUACACAGUACAAGCGAACUGUCAAAAAUGAUAACUCAAGUUCAUUUGUGAUGUCACCGUAAAGUAUUCAAGUAUUGUUUUCAACCAAGAAACUGCAUUAGUGUUCGUAAGAGCGGCCGACAAGAAGUCAAUGACAGGAACGUGAAAUGUAAACAAAGUUCAAUCAGGUGGCGAAAUCGUUAGAGCUGAAGCGUUGCCAGAAAACUUAUUUUCCAGAUAAUGAUGUCGUCCAAGGUAGUUAAUAUGUUUGUUCUGACCAGAACUUAAGGAGGAACGAACAUUGGUACGAAAACGAAAAAAGCAAUUUUUUCAACACCGUUUGUUAGAUCAUCGUGAAAAUCAAUCAGCUUAUGUAGAAUAUUGUUACAGAACUGGUGAUUGAUUUUAAUAAAUAUCUAACAAACGGUGUGAAAAAACUGCUUUUUUCUUUUUAGAUUAUUAUCCCUUUCUCCCUGAAUAAGGCUCGACAUCACAAUCAUUUGUUUACCAUUUAUCUGUCAGUGUUAUUCCAAUCAAACAAGACCUGUAAAAAACAUUCAACCCAUAUAGUGACAUAUUGUUUGGAUGAUACCCUGAACACGUCGUUAGGCUCUUAAAUCAUACGAUGUUCAGGGCUAACAGAUACAUUAAGAUGUAACAAGAAUUCAGAUUCUUCAAAGAUUAAAUUGAUUGGUAAACUUGUUAUAGUUAUCGAAAUUGAACCAAAGUGUUAUAGUAGUUCAGUAGAAUUUGUUUCAGCUUACAUACGCCGGUUAAACUUUACAAUGAGCGUGAGUAAAAUGCUAGACAUUUGCGUUUGACACCCACCAUCAGAAUCAAAAAGCCUGUACAGUCGAUUUCCGUACGUUUUUUCAAUUGUUUUCACUUCCUCAUCAUUUCCUUUUCGUCCUUCGCCACUCCUUUGGUCUUCCGAAGUUCGCGCUGCAUCAUGACCCAAUGGGUUUCGAUUGGACGGAGUUCAGAACAGUUUGUUGAGGCUCGUGUCUUUCGGCACAAAACCCACCGAAUUAGUCGCCACUCCUGUACGAUUUUGGAAUAGCGGCAUAACACCAAAUUACGCAAAAAAAGGUUUUUGAUUGUCUUGUCUCAAAAAGCUCGUUUUGGAGCCACUCAGUUUUGUAAAUCUUACCGUGUGUGGGGCUUUUAGUCACGAAUUCACUACGUUUGCCACAAGUUAAUACGGCUCGCCGAAUCAGAUACUUCUAAGCGAAUUUCGACAGUCCCUUCCAUUUGAAAUGGUCAUCCACAGCAAACAUCUCCGUUACCAUCGAAAUAUUCCUGCCCCGGUAACUGCUUAAAAAUUCCCUUUAUGUUGGUUUAAUUAUUAGUGACGCAGUACCGGUAUUUUGUUGACAGCGUCGAGUGGCUGGAAGUUGUUGGCUCGAAUCAAAACUUGUCGAAAGUAAACAAAGUUCAUUUCAUAUCGUCAAUCUGGCGCCCAGGUGGUGAAAUCAACGGGGUGCUGGAGCGUUGCCAAAAAAAUUUUAUUUCCAGAUUAAAUUUUACUAAACUUCCCAGUUUAACUCAGCCGGAAUGCUGGCUGGAUCUAAUUCGUAUUCCGGCUCCGGUGACACAACCGAUUCAAGUUAGAAUGUUUAAGGGGUACCAUUUCGAUGCGGCUUAGCCGCAUAACCGAGGCCCGGGCGAGGUGGCCACCGACCCGCCGUCGGAAGCAAGCGAAUCUGUGAUCCACUCGUUUGCCCGGCUUACUCAAACAUAGGGGCUAUCCCUAAUUUAAGUCCGACUGAGCGGUAGCGAAGUCGGACAGCACGCGCAAAAGCGAUGUGGCGUAGCCAAAUUGGGUGCUGGACACAAAAUAAAAUUGGCAACGCUAGCAAAAGGUAAGCACAAAUGAACACUCCGGAUGAACCUAUCGUCAAUUGACAUUUCGGCGAGUUUUGAUUCGAGCUAAUAAUAUGGACCCGCGUCGAGUAGUUUCAGAGUGCGCGUUCUGGCAACACUCCGUUGUGAUUCGUCACAAUCUGGGAAUCUCUGUGGAUUUUGCUUUAAAUAAGCAAUCCGCGCUCUGUAGGUUAUUUUGUGGCGUUAUUCCCAGUUUUCGUCGAGCUCCUAGCUUGUGGUUUACUGUCAUCCGUGCUUGGAACCUUUGGAGGACCCUUGAGACGGUCGAAUGAUGUAUAUUCAUUGGUUCACGCGAGCAGUUUGCUGAUUUUCUUCCAGCUCGACCGGAAUCUCACUGACAACUGCACUACUGAGCGGAUGUAAACAAUCCACUCUAAAGAGAAACUAGGCAAGUUUGGAAGUGUUGCAUUAAUUAUAGAUUCACCGUUUGCUUACAUUCUUUUUGGUCAGUUUUUUAAAUCUGUUAGUCGUUUCAACCAGCGAAACACGAUCUAUACGUAAGUCGAAAAGAGAAAGCCUCGUUUUGUUCGAACUGAAAUAAGAGUACGGAAAAUGGCAAAGAGUACGGAUUGAUCGAAAGGAAAUUAAACAAAUUCUAUUGUUUACCCUAAUUACAAAUUCUUCCAGCUGAACUAUUGUUUUUUUUUGCUAUGAUACUCUUUUCUUUUUGUCGUAAUUAAAAUAUUUACUAUUUUAACUCUCAUUAUGAUAUUAAAAAGGUCUGAAAAUUAUGCUAAAUGCUCACUAUGCCAAAUGUCCGUUAUAGCAAAUGACCCUUGUUUACACCAUGCAUCUGCAUGAAUUUUUGUUAAAAAUCGUAGUGAUACUGCUUGGAAUAAACGUGCCCACCGAUUCCAUCGACUUCCGAGCCUCAGCAACGCCACUCAUCUUACAAACGCUCGGCUGUAAACUGCCUCCCCUAUAUCCGAAUCGUUACAUCUCCCCCACCUUCAAAACGAAUCAACCCCGUUGUAACGAAUCAAUCAAACAAACAAAAUCGAAUGCAGGACAUGCCAUCUGGUUGUGGUUCAAUCUGCGGCGACCGCGGGACAACACAUAGCCGAAGACAUACACACCAGCCCCGGAGCGAUGUCCACGACUCAUAAUACUUGAUUUUAAUCUCUAGUGGGAUAGAGACUAAAAUUUGUAACAAAACGAGACGAACACAGCAAAACAAAACAAACAAAAAAAGGCGACACAUUUGUAUAUGAAAAAAAAACCCUUACUCUAAAAACGUUUAGCGCACACUUACUAGCGGCACAAGCAAAUGUGAAAAUUUUGUGCAAUCAUCAAACAAACCUGAAUUUUCUCCACUACAAUUUCCGCCCCAAAAAAAACAUGCACCACCUAUAAUGAUACACUUAUAAAAAUAGAAGCUACUAUGUGUUACUAGAUAGUCGUAGAAAGAAUUGGUUUUCCGUUUUACUUGCUCCUCUCUCUCUCUCAACUCCUACUAGAACUGGUUAGUUUUCUUUGUUAUAGGUUGGGUAAUUUGUAGGCUUUAGUUAGGAGAAUGUUGCAAUAUUCAAAGCGCGGAGAACAGUUAAAAGAAUUGUUAUACAUGUUUUGAUUAGUUAAAUAUAACAGAUGUAAGAAAUAUAUGCAUAAAAAAUAUGAAUGUAAAAGUGUGUAAAAACCACGAACGAUGAAAACGAUGACAGACUAAAACAAACAUUAGGAAAACUUGAUCUAGGAAAAAUUUAAAACGUAUGAGAAGGAAGUGUCAUAUCUGGUUUUGUCUGUGGUGCUAGGAAAUACUGACUAUUAUAAUUAUGACUAUUAUUACUGAAAACUGAUGUUAUUAUUACUAGUAUUAUUCUAACUAUUAUCAUUAUCAUUGUGUACACCUGUAUAGAAAAUUGUGAUAAUUAUUGUUUAGGGAAAAUUUCCUACCAAGCGGAUAUUUUUUUUGUUUUGAAAACCACGCGCAAUUAUUUAUUCUCAACGCAAACGCUAUUAGAGGAAAUGAACAAACAAACCAUCGAGGACGUAUAUUGAACUGGACUGAGAAUCUUCUUAGGAAAUAAGAACGAUGAGUUGAGAGAAAAAAUUAAACCGAUAGAUUUCCGGUUUUUGCUGCAUCCGCAGAAACCCGUCACACGAUCAGAGAGCAAUAUUUAUAGUUUAAGUAAAAAAAACCUUGGGCCAAGGUGAACUUUCAAUCAUGUCAAGUUCAUAGUAAUCAUCACUGCAUAACUAGCUAGAUUUAGAGGAGAAAAGCCGUCCUGGCUGAGUGGCAUUAAACGAUUCACCCAACCAGAUUUCUAUUACGUUCGUUACAAACAAAAAUAAAGCUUCUAAAGCUGGUCGAAAUGGAUGCUCUCCUUAGCCUAGACAAACGGCGCAAUACUACAUGUUGGAAAACAUUCAAUCGAGCAAUGCACUCAAGAUCACUAUUCCUCUUUGGUAGUGAGCAUUGCAACAUAGGAACGCAAUAAAUACUGUUAUAUAAAAGUA
Messenger RNA from Topomyia yanbarensis, 16045 nucleotides. RefSeq names its product mucin-5AC. The record is from RefSeq and is a predicted model, not a curated record. The coding region runs from base 1816 to 5988 and encodes 1390 amino acids. The transcript has 10 exons. Gene Ontology annotation, molecular function: protein tyrosine phosphatase activity. NCBI's taxonomy places the organism in Eukaryota, Metazoa, Arthropoda, Insecta, Diptera, Culicidae. Gene Ontology annotation, biological process: protein dephosphorylation.